Messenger RNA from Vigna radiata var. radiata (mung bean), 2478 nucleotides. RefSeq names its product proteinaceous RNase P 3. Lineage: Eukaryota; Viridiplantae; Streptophyta; Magnoliopsida; Fabales; Fabaceae. Gene Ontology annotation, biological process: tRNA 5'-leader removal. The record is from RefSeq and is a predicted model, not a curated record. The coding region runs from base 484 to 2070 and encodes 528 amino acids. The transcript has 7 exons. Gene Ontology annotation, molecular function: protein binding; ribonuclease P activity.
CUCUUUUUGCGUAACCCUUCUCCUGAGCUCCACCAAGUUACUUCAGCCCAAAUCAGAACCACUUGUACUGGCGCCAGUCAUCAAACUUCUGCGAUUGCAACUCUACCACUUGACCAAAGCCAUUGUCAGCGACAAGUUCAUAGCCGGAGUUAACCCUAGCUAUCCUCCAUUCAACCAGAUUCGCCGAAAGCCAAUACCAGUCCUGCCUGAUCAGACUCGCCGGCGGCAUCGCCUCCUCCUCCGAUUCCGUCGUAUAUUGUGAGCUGCUAUAAAAAAGAAAAAGAACAGAAAAAACCAGAAUUGUUGCGUUUUCUUUGGGGAAGGAUUACCAGAAAGCAACCAUGAGUUAAGGGUCCGAUGAGUUAAGGCCAGAUCGUGAGUAACUGCCAUUUCUUUGGAACGAAAGAACCCAAGAAAAAACCGCCAUCUAGGGUUUUAAAGCAACUGUUAAUCGUUGGACCAAUUUCUCAGUCUUGCGCUUCAAUGGAGAAUCCAAAGAAGAAGAAGAAAACCAGUCAAAAUCCUGAGGCAAAGUUCCAAUUUGAGCUCAACUCGUGUUCCAAGGCUAAGGACCUGCGAGGCGCCAUAUCUCUCUAUGACGACGCCGUUUUGAACAACACCCGCCUCAACCAACACCACUUCAAUGCCCUCCUCUACCUCUGCUCCAACUCCGUCGCCGACCACUCGCUCAAAACCACCGCACUUGAUUACGGUUUCCGCGCCUUCCGCCACAUGUCCGCUCUCGGCGUCGUUCCCAAUGAGGCCUCUGUCACCGCCGUCGCGCGCCUCGCUGCGGCCAAGGGUGAUGCCGAUUAUGCCUUCGAGUUGGUGAAGGGCAUGGGCAAGUACAACAAUGCUACCCCGAGACUGCGAACCUACGAUCCUGCGUUGUUCUGUUUCUGUGAAAUGCUAGACGCGGAUAAGGCUUACGAGGUGGAGGAGCACAUGAAUGGCGUUGGGGUGAGUUUGGAGGAGGCGGAAGUUGCCGCGCUUUUGAAGGUGAGUGCACGGAGUGGUAGAGCGGACAAGGUGUAUGAGUAUUUGCAUAAGCUUAGAAACUGUGUGAGGUGUGUUAGUGAGUCCACUGCGGUAAUUGUUGAGGAGUGGUUUUGUGGUGCCAAGGCCUCUGAGAUUGGUGAGGUGGAAUUUGAUGUGGGGCGGGUCAAAGACGGGGUUUUGCGGAAUGGGGGAGGGUGGCAUGGUCAGGGAUGGGUUGGUAAAGGGGAUUGGGCCGUCAGCAGGACGAGUGUUGGUGCUGAUGGACAUUGUUGUUGUUGUGGGGAGCAAUUGGUUUGUGUUGAUAUUGAUGAUGCAGAGACGGAGAAGUUUGCAGGGUCUGUUGCUGGCUUGGCCUUGGAACGAGAGGUCAAGGCCAAUUUUAGUGAAUUUCAGGCCUGGCUUGAAACACAUGACUCUUAUGAAGCUAUAGUGGAUGGAGCAAAUGUUGGGCUCUACAAACAAAAUUUUGCUGAUGGUGGAUUUAGCAUUUCUCAGCUUGAUUGUGUUGUAAAAGAACUUUACAAUCAGAGUGGGAAUAAAUGGCCGCUCGUUGUGCUGCACAACAAGCGCCUAAGAGGGCUGAUGGAAAAUCCUUCGAGCAGGAAACUGGUGGAGGAGUGGAUGAAUAGUGGUGCACUGUAUACAACUCCUAAUGGGUCCAAUGAUGAUUGGUAUUGGCUCUUUGCCGCAGUAAAACUUAGGUGCUUGCUUGUGACAAAUGAUGAAAUGCGAGAUCACAUAUUUGAACUCAUAGGAAGCAACUUUUUCAACCAGUGGAAAGAAAGACAUCAGGUUCACUACACUUUUAUUAAAGGAAACCUAAAGCUUCAGAUGCCUCCAUCAUAUUCAUUGGUUAUCCAGGAAUCGGAAAAAGGUUAUUGGCAUGUACCGCUAGCACCGGGCACUAGCAGUGAGUCUUCGGCAUGUUGGCUCUGCAUUACCCGGCCAAGUGGUCAUGAUGCUGUCACUACUGUUUCUAACGGUGUUAGUAGCUGCUUGGAUUCCCAAGUCGAUGAAAACAGUGCCACUUCCAUCAGUGGUAAAAGAAAAGAGAGGUCUCCUCCUUCAUGAUAAAUCUUUCCAUGGGCUUGCCCUUAGUUUGACUUGUCCUUUAACUGCUUUGGGUAUAAUGGUGGUAAUAUAAACGGCAGCAAACUGUGUCGUGGUUAUUGAGCUUCUGCAAAUGAUUUUAACCUAAUUGAAAAGGUAUGUUUUCAACCCUACACCAGUGGAAUUUCAAAUUCCAUUAGUUACCGUUUAAUCUCAUUGUUGCAAGUAUCUAAAGUGGUGCGGGGUUUCAGUCAUGGUUCCAAAGAGUUGGUUAGUUAGUGGCUGAUAUGCAGGACCAUACUGAAUGAAUGAAACAUCAUCAACUAGUCCAAAUAUGAAGUUGGUUUCUUUGUUCAAGAACUAAACGUUCAACAAUUAUACUUUAUUUUUUUAAUAUUAAAUGAUGAUUACUAACUUAAUUAGAAUCAA